CGCCCCAUAGGACCGUUCCUGACCCCCGAGUGGGGGAAGGCAGGCUGUUGCCAUGGUGGCCUGAGUGAGACGAAUUCCUCCAGGGUGAAGUGGGAGAUAUUUAUACCCAGGGUCAGGCCUGGAGCAGGCGGGCAGCCGAGGGCAGGAGAGCUGGGAUUUCACGGGAUACAGCAAGGCUGGGGCUGCAGUGUACAAGCAGGUGGGACUUGGGCGUGUCACACUGUCUUCCUCAGUGUCUGUCUCUUCUCUGCCGGUGUGAGGCGCCACCCUGCUCUCCUCUGUGAGGGAUAAUGGCGUCCCUUGGCCACAUCUUGGUUCUCUGUGUGGGUCUUCUUGCCACAGCUGAUGCAGAAAAUCCAAAGAAGGAACAUGACCCAUUCACCUAUGACUACCGCUCCCUGCGCAUCGGAGGCCUCACCAUCGCUGGGAUCCUCUUCAUCCUGGGCAUCCUUAUCGUGCUCAGCAAAAGAUGCCGGUGCAAAUUCAACCAGCAGCAGAAGACUGGGGAACCUGAUGAAGAGGAGGGAACUUUCCGCAGCUCCAUCCGCCGUCUGUCCAGCCGCAGGCGGUAGAAACACCUGGCGCGCUGGAACUCUGCCAGGAGUCCCUUGGCACCUGACGCCUCCCACCCACCACCUGCGCGCCCACCGCCAAGUCCACCGCCUCCUUCCCCAGCUAUGCCGGCACAGACUCCUCACGCCGCCCAGACUUCCAAUAAAACGUGCUUUUCUCCCUUGA
This is a messenger RNA of Otolemur garnettii (small-eared galago), 738 nucleotides long. It is a transcript of the gene FXYD1, whose product is annotated as FXYD domain containing ion transport regulator 1. The record is from RefSeq and is a predicted model, not a curated record. Gene Ontology annotation, biological process: regulation of sodium ion transmembrane transporter activity; monoatomic ion transport. Gene Ontology annotation, molecular function: sodium channel regulator activity. The transcript is spliced from 8 exons. Gene Ontology annotation, cellular component: membrane. Bases 291 to 572 code for a protein of 93 amino acids. NCBI's taxonomy places the organism in Eukaryota, Metazoa, Chordata, Mammalia, Primates, Galagidae.